Drosophila serrata is the source of this 2997-nucleotide messenger RNA. It is a transcript of the gene nxf2, whose product is annotated as nuclear RNA export factor 2. Lineage: Eukaryota; Metazoa; Arthropoda; Insecta; Diptera; Drosophilidae. Gene Ontology annotation, molecular function: protein binding; RNA binding. Gene Ontology annotation, cellular component: nucleus. Gene Ontology annotation, biological process: poly(A)+ mRNA export from nucleus. The record is from RefSeq and is a predicted model, not a curated record.
CUGAUCUGCACUCCAUCAGAAUUUUGCUAAAAAAAAUUUAAAACGGGAUUUACAAUGUUUCCUAGCACUGCAUACGGCUCGGGAACGGAUGUCACGCUAACGAUCUGAAGGGGAAGGCGUUUAAGGACAUCCUGAGACUUCCUUCGAGGCUACCUACAGUCGAAGAAAAAGGUUGCAGGUUAAGUUGUAUUGCCUUUCGAAUUUUUUUUAAGAAUUCAAAUCAACUUGCGCUGUUUACCAACACUGUUCGCGGCUUCGGUAUGGAUAUGAGGAUCUGAAUUGCAACUGUAAAAAAUAAUAAGCGUUGAAGGAAGCACAAUUAAACAAGACUCCGCGAUGCCAGGCCAGAGGCGUGUCCUGGACUUUGGCGACGGCACGGAGCCCAUACAUUUGGACUAUCCGGACACCCGGAUCUUCUCCAAUUGUUCUAGUUACGGCGAUCGGGUCCCGGGCCUUAGCUGGAACGAGUUCACCGUUCACCACCGCGGCCAGCUGGAGUACCUGCCCAAUCCGCAGCAUGUAAUCAUGGAGGCACUCUACGAGGCGGUGGACGGGGCCGAGUUUUAUCCUGUGCAUUAUCAGCGUGGAACUCGGGAGGACACCUUCCUUGCCCGCAACUGCAAACAGGCCAUUGACAAUCUUUUCAAGUUGUCCCUAACCAUCAGCGUGAGCACCGGCGCCUCGAUUCCGAUCGGAGUGCAGCUUGCGGUGGCCGAGUCCAACAUGAGACAAAUAUCACCGCAUUUUCUCAUCGCCAGCGUACUGGAUAAUUUGCUGAAGCGACUGGAGCAGCAGAACGGAGUGGACGGACUUCUCAAUCUGGACAACUUUGGGGCCUUACCGGAGUUCCGUAACGUUGUGGUGAGUCUGGGCAAUCCAGCCAUUCUGAUGAACGUGUGCCAGGUGAUCCGCAACGAUCCCGCCUGUAGUCGAGUAAAUGGGUUCAUUAUGACGAACAAUCAAAUACGCGAAGUACGACAUCUGAGCCUCCUCUCGAACGUGGACUACGCUCUGCUUGACCUGAGCGGCAAUAAGAUCAGAUCGGCGGAGCGCUUGUGCCGAGACUUGGCGCAGUUUCGGGCCAGAGAACUACGCCUGGAUCGCAAUCCCAUUGCCAGGAGCAGUAAAUUUCCGGGCAGCAUUAAGUCGCUGGAAAAGAACUUUCGAAUGGUGAAUGGACUGCCAUUUAACAAGUUGCACAAGGCCUAUUCCCCGCUAGACGGCGAGAUCGAUCUGGACGCGGAUGGAACUCGAAUUGACGAAAUGAACGCGUUCCAGCUGUCUCAGUUCGAGCAUAGCCAACAAUGGCAUGCCUUUCUGGUCCCAGAUCCCCAUCACGAGUUCCAGCAGGAGUCGUUUUUUAAUAUGUUUUUCAUUUACGUGGAUCCCAACUUGAGCGAAUUCUAUCCCUGCUACUACAAGUACGAUCGUGGUGAGCACAUCUUUCUCGUUUGCAACUGCUACGAUCAGAUUGCCAACCUGGUGAACAAUUUCAAGCUCCAGAUGGAGAUACCAGCGAUGCCGAUGUAUCCCGAGAAGCGAAUUUUUAGCUACUACCUGCGCAUGAACGUGAGCACCUUCAAGAAACAACACGUUGUGCCGGAGGAGUGUAUCAGAAAAGCGGUGGAACGUAGAUAUGCCGCCCAAAACCGGCUGCUCGAUCUCGAUCAGUUUCAGUCUAGCGAGAGCCUCCGAAACGUGGUUGUGCACCUCAGCUCGCCAAAAAUUCUGACCAACGUUUUGAUAGUGGCCUCGAAGCAGUUUAUGGCGAACUGCUCGGAGAUCCGGCUAUGCAAUAACAAGAUAUUGACUGUGCAGAAAGCUCAUGUCCUGCGACGGAUGGGCAACCUGCGAGCCGUGGAUCUUAGCCACAACUGGCUCCACGAGCUAUCCGCUAUCGAAUCCCUAGGCGAAUUGCCGCUGAAAUCUUUGGUUCUUCACGGGAAUCCACUCUGUCGCAACUACUGCCUGGCCAGUGAAUAUGUUCGUGCGGUUACGCAGAUGUUUCCUCAGUUAACAACGUUAGAUGGCGUGGAUCUGCAAACGAAUCCGGGCCAGGCGCCGCAGAAGGACUUUCUCUGCGAUAUCGCCGCCUACGAAUUGGUCGGCGACGUCUUUCUCAGAGACUAUCUGCGCGAGUUCGAGUGCCCGGAGGAGCGGGCCAAUCUGCUUAAAUACUAUUCAGACGACUCGCUCUUCACAAUGACCAGCAGCUACACGAUGCCCCGCAGCUACUUAAAUGGUCACCUCAUUCGUCGCAUCUCCAAAUACAGCACACAUUCCCGAAAUUUGCUCAAUCGCGACAUUUCGCGGGCGGCCAAUGGAGUUCAUGUGGGCACCGCGGAGAUCAUGGACGUCCUGAUGCAGCUGCCAAAGGUCACACACGAUUUCCACUCCCUACAAACGGACGUGAUGCACUACGAUGGCAAGUCGGCGGUCAUCAAUGUAACCGGUCUGCUCCGUGACGAGUCACCAGUCACCCGAGAUAACAGCGACUUCUUUUUAGCCUUUAGCCGGCAGUUUGUGAUUAAGAUUGAGGGCGAGGGCCUGGGCAUUAGCAAGGGGGCACACCGCAUUCGGAUCACCAACGAACGUUUUAACAUCAUGAAUCCCAGCAGCAAAAUGAUCAGGUCCGCCUUCAAAGUUAACUAUCCGGAUCACAGAGAACGUUCGUUAGAAGAGGACUCUGUCGAUGCCAAGGAUUACAAGCUGCUAAUGUUCCAAGAUAUAACCGGACUUAUUUCCACCUGGUGCACAUCGAUUGUGGAGCAAGCGGACUGGGACUUGGAGAGGGCCUUGAAGUUGUUUAUCGAAAAGACUGCGGCCAACGAGAUACCGGACCAAGCCAUCGCCUAGGCCAAGCGGGCCUUGAAUUCUCUAAUUAAUGGGCCAAAGAACAAAACUAAUUAGUUCAAUAUUUUAAAAACAAAACCUACAAAUUUGUGCUAUUUAGGGAAUAAUUAAACAUAUGCCGUUGCGGACGGCUUUUAAGUUUUA